CACUGAAAAUGCAAUUUCUUCCAUUGACAAAUGGGUGUGGAGGGCCUAUCCUUUGACUGAGUUCUUGAUUCUCAAGAACAAUAGCUUGAGGAGGCUGGACAAUACAUCUCUAGAUGGCUUGUUUUUACUCGUUCACCUGGAUGUCUCAUAUAAUCAAAUCCAGACCAUUGAGACAAAUGCAUUUGAACAUCUUCCAUUUCUGGAAUCUAUCAAUCUCCGGGGCAACUAUAUUUUGCGGAUAAUGCAAGGGGCCUUUCAGUCCUGGCAUGGGAUGAUGUUUCUAUCCAAGGUGAAUCUCAACCAUAAUCCACUGAGAGAGAUUGAGGAUUCCCAUUUCUACAGAUUGCCCUCAGUGGAAUUCCUAGACCUUAGUUCUACAGAAAUAACUCCAGGCAUAGUACAGAAAUUGCUCAAAAUUUCCUUGAAGUUGAAAACUCUUGUCUUGCCUAGGAAAAUGUCCUACAACCUUCGCAAGAUUAUGGGUUCCAUUGGAGUCUUGCAUAAAACUACCAAGUUAGAUUGCACCAAAAAUUGUCACUUAAAUAUCAUUGACUACGAGAAAGAGGAACUUUGGGGAACUGUGCAAGAUGAAGUAAUGAAAGCAGGAAACAGGAAACAAUUUGCCAGCUUAAGAAAAUUAAUUCCUGAUGAAUUUGUGACUACGACGCAGUCUGUUGAAAACCUGAUGGAGAACCUGGAUACAUUAGCCAAUUUGCAACAGGUGGAUCAUAAAACAAAAAUAGCAGAAAGUGAAGAGGAGGAUCAAGAGUUACAGGUCAAACUAGAAAACCUCCUCACCUACUUAAUUUUAGAAAGCAAAUCCAGAAUUCCGACUGAUAACUCAGAAAUGUUUAAUGAAGUCUUGCCUGAUAAAGCAUUGUGUCAUGAGAAACAUUGCGAGCAUCAGGAUCAAACUACCUCUGUUCCCCUCUCACUUGACUUUUUAUCAGACAGUGAUGACAGUGAUCUCUUUGAAGCUGCGUUGAACAGACUAUUGGCAUUUCUCAUCCCAAAUGACCUAAUUAGGAACAUCUCUUCCCAGAUGAUCUUGCAUUUUGUCUUUGUAAAGCUGGUGGUGCUAUACGGUUCAGAACAGGAAGCCAGCAAGUUGGGGUGA
Messenger RNA from Thamnophis elegans (Western terrestrial garter snake), 1117 nucleotides. Its product is annotated as leucine-rich repeat-containing protein 37A3-like. The coding region runs from base 242 to 1117 and encodes 291 amino acids. The transcript is spliced from 9 exons. The record is from RefSeq and is a predicted model, not a curated record. Lineage: Eukaryota; Metazoa; Chordata; Lepidosauria; Squamata; Natricidae.